AUGUAUAGACGACCACUUCCACCCAUCGAGUUGACAAAUAUCCCAACCUUGAAGCAAGUUUACGAAACCGGAGGCAUACAGUUGAAAAUGCUUCCAGAUCGAAAAACGAGACAAAGAACGGUUAAACUCGAGGCAAGUUUUCCUCAUGAGGACAAAUUCAAUGAGAAGAUAUCGAUUAUUCAAGCAGACAUUACCAGGUUAAAGGUAGAUGCUAUUGUUAACGCUGCAAACAGAACACUACUGGGAGGAGGCGGAGUCGACGGUGCCAUUCAUAGAGCUGCUGGUGACCUCCUGUGGAAAGAAUGUCGGUCCCUGAACGGAUGCGAUACUGGGGAUGCCAAGAUUACAAAAGGAUAUGAUCUACCAGCAAAACACAUCAUACAUACCGUUGGGCCAAUUGGUGAAAAUCGAGAGGCAUUGCGUAGUUGUUACCAACGGUCAAUGGAAGUACUCUGUGAGAAGAAUCUGAGGACAAUAGCUUUUUCUAAUAUCAGUACCGGUAUAUAUGGUUUCCCGCGUGAUGCAGCUGCUCACGUGGCAUUAAAAACUUUAAGAGAGUGGAUGGAAAGCGAUUCCAACGCGGACCUUGUCGACCGAAUCAUCUUCUGUGUUUUCGAUGAUGAUAAUUUGUAUGUCUAUAGAUACUUAUUGCCGGUAUAUUUUCCACAACCUCCGGAUGAAGAGAGACGUGGUUGGGGUCGUCCAAGGCGAUUGCUUGACGAGGAGAGAGAGGAACGUGGUUGGAGCACAAGGCGAACAUCUGACGAUGAGAAAGAGGAAC
Messenger RNA from Paraglomus occultum, 781 nucleotides. NCBI's taxonomy places the organism in Eukaryota, Fungi, Glomeromycota, Glomeromycetes, Paraglomerales, Paraglomeraceae. The record is from the annotation of a GenBank genome assembly.